AGAAAAUAACUUGAAAAAUGGGUUAUAUUCUUCAAGCUUUUCCUUUAUUGUAUUUAAAUUUAGGAGGGGAGUUGUUAUACAUAAUAGAACAACGACUCCAAGCUCAGGAUAUUUUAAAAGAAAAAUCCGAAAAAGUGUUGAAUGAUUUACUUUCAACGAUGUUGAACCGUCAGUUCCUAAGCGGAAUAUUCCGCCCGGAACGUCUAAAUUCAACAUCCACCUUGAAGAAUUUAAUGGAAAAUAUUGUUCACUCUUCCAUAAUGCGGCUCGCUCAAGAUAGCCUCGAUAAACUGUAUGAUUUGAUGGCCAUGUCUAUAAAAUUUCAAUUCAUGUCAGCUCCAGACGCACAGUCAUUGUUAUCUAUUACGAUAAACCAUGUGGACAGUUGGAUGCAGCUAUCCGAAGAUCCAGAAAUCCUGCUGCAAAUCCAAUAUUCCAAGGACUUACUGAUGACGCAUUACGCAAAACUUUCCCCAUGGGCGUGGAUGACGAUUCGACAUGGGUUGCUCAACUACCUGCAACCAUGCAAGACUCGUGUUACCAUAUUCCUCAACCGAGAAUUACAGAGCCAAUCCGGCUAUUUUUAUGUAGAUAACAAGUGCCCUCUUCCGGAUGGUUUCAUUCUGCCACAACUUGCUCUAGGAAAUUGCAAACCUUACGAUUUUCAGUUCAACGAGUAUGCUAGUAAUCUUGGUAUAAAUAUGUUCAACGAAUCUCAGCGCCCACACUUUCGCACAAGCGGAUUCACUUCCCUGCAAAGAAUUAUCGCUAAGCCAACUAUGGAUAAUACUCAACCGAAUAUAGCAAACUUUGGCAACGCAACAGUAGAAGGAAAGGUAGACUCGAUUCAACUGGAGCUCAAGGCAAUUUCACCACCGGAACAAGAAACUCUUCAUGUCGCCGAAGAAACGCUACUAGAUCUGUUUGAUCAAGCUAGUGUAUCUGAUAAAUAAGAAAAUUAUUCUUUCCACGCUUUUUGUUUCUUUAUAGCAAUACAUUGGUUAUUUGAUUUAUUAUAGCCAGUCGUUUGAUGGCAUGGUGAAGGGGAAGCAAGGAAAAGGGCUGGCGGGGAGGCAACGGGUGGAAUAAUUAAAUGUACAUUUAGGAGAUUUAGAUAUAAUAUGACCGAGAGGUGGAUGAGAGGUGUGUGUGCGAAUACCGUAAUCCACAAUGUUCCCGACACAUGUGCAAGAGAGUGGACGAAAGAGCGAAAAAAUU
This is a messenger RNA of Daphnia pulicaria, 1218 nucleotides long. It is a transcript of the gene OSCP1, whose product is annotated as protein OSCP1-like. The record is from RefSeq and is a predicted model, not a curated record. NCBI's taxonomy places the organism in Eukaryota, Metazoa, Arthropoda, Branchiopoda, Diplostraca, Daphniidae. Gene Ontology annotation, biological process: transport. The transcript is spliced from 3 exons. Bases 18 to 953 code for a protein of 311 amino acids. Gene Ontology annotation, cellular component: cytoplasm; plasma membrane.